Molecule: messenger RNA, 3613 nt
Organism: Phyllopteryx taeniolatus (common seadragon)
Lineage: Eukaryota; Metazoa; Chordata; Actinopteri; Syngnathiformes; Syngnathidae
Gene: cpsf6
Product: cleavage and polyadenylation specific factor 6
Exons: 11
Coding region: 79-1809 (576 amino acids)
Biological process (GO): mRNA alternative polyadenylation
Cellular component (GO): mRNA cleavage and polyadenylation specificity factor complex
Molecular function (GO): mRNA binding
Source: RefSeq, a predicted model, not a curated record
GUCAAAGGGGGCGCUGUUUUCCGCUCUCAUUGUUACCGCCUUCUGUGUGGCGCAAAGCAAGCCAGGCGCCAGAGGAAAAUGGCGGACGGUGUAGAUCACAUCGACAUCUACGCCGACGUAGAGGAGGAGUUCAGCCAGGAACCCGACUACCCCGUCCAUGAACAGAUCGACCUGUACGACGACGUGAUAUCCCCAUCGGCCAAUAAUGGUGACGCGCCAGAGGACCGCGACUACCUGGACGCGCUGCCUGCACAGGGGGGCUCAGAUGGAGGCAAGGCCGCCCCGCCCAAUGUGGUGUACACCUACUCUGGGAAGAGAAUCGCUCUGUACAUUGGGAACCUCACGUGGUGGACAACAGAUGAGGACCUCACAGAAGCAAUCCGCUCAAUAGGGAUCACAGAUGUGUUGGAAAUCAAGUUCUUUGAAAACAGAGCCAAUGGGCAAUCCAAAGGGUUUGCCCUGGUAUGUGUUGGCUCAGAGGGGUCAUCCAGGAAGCUAAUGGAGCUUUUGUCCAAGAGAGAGUUGCACGGUCAGAAUCCCAUUGUGGCGCCGUGCAACAAGCAGUCUCUCAGCCAGUUUGAGAUGCAGUCCCGUAAAAGUAAGCACAGCACACAAUCGGGACAGAUGUCUGGCGAAGGUAAAGCCGGUCCUCCGGGCGGCGGCCGUGCCGGUUUUCCGAUGGGCAGUCGAGGAAGUCGAGGCAGGUUCCCCGGGCCGCCCAGCGGCCCUGGAGGAGACCGCUUCCCAGGUGGUGUUGGGCCCGGUGGACCGCCGCCACACUUCGCUGGCUCGGGGAUGAGACCUGAUUUGAUCAGGCACCAAGAUGGCCACCUGGAUAUGAAUUUCAAUCCUGGGAGCUGGCGUGACAGAGGUGGGAUCCAGGGCCCCCCACGUCCCCCUCCAGGUCCACCCGGCCCACCAGGACCACCUCCUGGCCAGGGCCUGCCCCCACCCCUCGGUCCUCCAAAUCGUGGUGACAGGCCACCUCCCCCCGUUCUCUUUCCCGGUCAGUUUGGCCAGCUACCUUUAGGGCCCCUGCCUCCCGGCCCCCCGCCCCCAGGUUACGGUCCACCUCCCGGACCGCCGCCGCCCCAGCAAGGCCCCCCGCCCCCAGGACCGUUCCCGCCACGUCCCCCGGGCCCGAUCGGCCCCCCCUUGGCUCUGGCUCCACCGCCUCACUUGGGAGGUCCCCCGCCCGGCGGGCCGCCGCCUGCUCCCCAUGUCAAUCCCGCCUUCUUCCCCCCGCCUGGUGGCAACAACAUGCCGCCCAAUGACAGCAGGGGCCCCCCUGGACCAAAUGACCCAUAUGGACGCCCGCCACCUUAUGAGAGAGGAGACUAUGGUCCUGGAGGCCGGGACAUGGAGUCAUCACGGACCCCUCUGAGCGAGGCCGAGUUUGAGGAGAUCAUGAACAGGAACCGAGCCAUCUCCUCCAGCGCCAUCUCCAGAGCGGUUUCUGAUGCCAGUGCAGCUGACUAUGGCAGCGCCAUCGAGACGUUGGUCACCGCCAUCAGUCUGAUUAAGCAGUCCAAAGUAUCGGCGGAUGACCGCUGCAAGGUCCUCAUAAGCUCUCUUCAGGACUGUCUCCACGGAAUAGAGUCCAAAAGUUACGGCUCCACCAGGCGAGAACGUUCCAGAGAGCGCGAUCACAGCCGCUCGAGGGAAAAGAGCAGACGGCACAAGUCCCGCAGUCGCGAGCGCCACGAGGACUACUACCGCGAACGGAGCCGUGAGCGGGACCGACACCGCGAGAGGGACCGUGACCGAGACCGGGAGAGGGAGAGGGAGCGGGAGUAUCGGCACCGCUAAUGGACAAGUUGAGCUCACUACCUAACACCAAUGGACGGACGGACACGAGGAGGACGGACUUCGGCCCCACCCACCGCCACCGCCUGCAUGACUGGACACUCAACGCCUCCUCCUCCUCCACCAUCCAUCCAUCUCCUUUGCCCAUGCUUCUCUCUGUCUGGUCAUCUAGUGUGCAGAGUGGAUGGAGGUGGCGCCCGUGUGCAAGGCUUUUCAAACAUCUAACUCAUGGUAAUUGGAAAUGUUUCCAUUCAGCUCGUUUAUUUUUAUGGUGUUUUUAUUUUACGCGCUUAUGUUUUUUCUCUCGUCUCUCAAAACAAUGAGCAGGCCUACCUUUCCUCUUGAUAGAAGGCAAGCGUUAUCUUGUGGUUUGUUUUCCGCGCACUGUGCAGUGUUCACUCAGUUUAGAGCAGUUUUUAUAUAGGGUACAUGUUUGCCACCCCCCCACCUGCCCCUCUUUCAUUCUCAUUUCUUCUCAUGCUUAGUGUUUGUGAAUGUCCCUGUUUUUGAUUAAAUCUAGAUGGUGUUGUAAUAAAACAUGUUUACUGAGGUACACACUGUCGGAACUGACUCAUUUAUAUUAAAUGUACUGUAAAGUCUUUGCCACUAUGUUAUAGAGAGUAGUUAAUGGAUGCCUUUAUUUACAAGGUAAGAUUGUACUAUUUUUGCAAUGGCAAAUGUGUAAAUUUGCAUCGACGUGGUCAUUUCAAGCAGAAGCCAAACAAUGCGUCAUUUUUUGGAUGUUGAUGUGUGUACUUGCACUGAAGAGACACCACCAGGUCCGUUGCCAGUCUUUUGAAUUUUUGAUUUCACUGCGAGUUACCUCGAGCAGCUAUUGAGUCCACUCGCGUUCAAUGUAUUGUAUAUAUUACGCCAUAGACUGUAGCUGUAAGGUGUGAAAUCCAAAUGUUGGGUGUCCAAUAAGUUCUGACUGUCAGGCUUUUAUAAAGUGAGAAAGACAGUCAGUUAACACUUCCCCUUCUGUUUGUCCACUUGGUCUCCCUGUAUUGUUAAAAUGUAAAACUCCUUUGUUGUCAUUUUUCCAUGUGCCUUUUUUUUUUUUUUUUUUUGGUUUGUCCAAUUCAUUUUUGUUCUUUUAAUUCCAACAUGCAUGUUUUUAGUAGGUUAAAUGCCCACUAACGUCAUCCUUAAAUAUUUUCAAUUGUGCACAGAAUGUCAUCCCAACACAUUGUAAUCUGGAACCACUGCUGUAGUUUUUUUUAAAUUGUGACCAAACAUUUUAAAUAUUUGAUACUGUGUUGUCCUGGCAGUGUUUCAUGUUCACAUGUUGAUCAUGUGCCGUAACUCUGUAAAGAGAGUGCAAAAAGUUGGGCACUUUUGCUUCAGACGUGUGGGUUAUGUUCCACACAGUGCACAUCCUCAUUUGUGCUUGAGAGUUCUGCAGUGUAUGUCUAUAUUGUGUGUGCGUGUGUACGCAUGGUCAGGUGGCUUGUUGUGACUUUUUCCUCCACAGUCCCCAAGGUAAGUGUUUGCAGGUUUACACGAGAAGACCGCGACGAGAAGCAUACAGGUGCAAAUGUCGGUUUUUUCAAUAGCGUACUGGAAUCUUAGAAUGGAGAGUUGAUUGUAACAUUUGCAAGGCAGUAAUAAAUGUAUUUCUACUUAAUCAUGCAAAGCGGCAUUUGACCGAUUUGAAUUGAAUAGCUUAACUUAAGCAAGAGAAGCACUGUAUUUAAUAUAAAGCUGCAUGAACCAUUCUAACUGCAGUAUUCCAAUGAGUGACUUGUAAAGCUGCUUAUGUGGGACGAUCCAGGCUAUCCAACAAUAAAACAUGGCUAAAUUUUGA